Salvelinus sp. IW2-2015 is the source of this 711-nucleotide messenger RNA. Lineage: Eukaryota; Metazoa; Chordata; Actinopteri; Salmoniformes; Salmonidae. The record is from RefSeq and is a predicted model, not a curated record.
CCCUCAUCGCUUACCCUUCCCCUGUCCAGCACUUGUCCUUACCCCUCCCUGUCCAGCCCUCGUCCCUACCCCUCCCCUGUCCAGCCCUAUCCUACCCUCCCCCUGUAUAGCCCUCAUCCUUACCCCUCCCCCUGUCCAGCCCUCAUCCUUACCCUUCCCCUUCCAGCCCUCAUCCUUACCCUCUUCCUGUCCAGCCCUCGUCCUUACCCUUCCCUGUCCAGCACUUGUCCUUACCCUCCCCUGUCCAGCCCUCGUCCUACCCCUCCCCUGUCCAGCCCUCAUCCUUACCCUCCCCCUGUCCAGCCCUCACCUUACCCCUCCCCUGUCCAGCCCUCAUCCUUACCUUCCCUGUCCAGCCCUCGUCCUUACCCCUCUCCUGUCCAGCCUCGUCCUUACCCUUCCCCUGUCCAGCCUCGUCCCUACCCCUCCCCUGUCCAGCCCUCAUCCUUACCCCUCCCCCUGUCCAGCCCUCAUCCUUACCCUCCCCCUGUCCAGCCCUCAUCCUUACCCCUCCCCCUGUCCGCCCCUCAUCCUUACCCUUCCCCUGUCAGCACUCGUCCUUACCCCUCCCUGUCCAGCCCUCUCCUUACCCCUCCCCAGCCCGCGUCCUUACCCUCUCACUGUCCAGCCCUCGUCCUUACCCCUCCCCCUGCCCAGCCCUCGUCCUUACCCCUCCCCUGUCCAGCCCCCCUUCUACAGAGGUCCUCGUGA